AUGUCUUCGCUAGUGGAUCUUCAACUUGGGAAUUUGAAAAUAAGGACUACUGCCUCGACUGCAGUUUUGGAUCCAAACUGUGUCUUUCUCCCAGACACAACAGCCCGUGUUUCUGAGGCAGUCACCCUCCUCGGGGAAAACGAAUGCAAGUUUGCCGUCAAAGGGGCCGGACAUAGCGCCAUCCCAGGAGCUGCUAAUAUCCAUGAUGGCAUCAUGAUGUCGUUAGCUUGGUUGAAUUCGUCAGACGUUCACCUUGAAGAUAAUUACAUCCGUGUUGGAGCCGGGCAGCCACUUGGUAAUGUUUUUGAGGCACUGGAUCCUCACAAUGUCGGAGCUGUCAUCGGAAGGUUCUCCAAAGUUGGCUUGGGGAUGGGGGUCGGUGCUGGUGUCUCAUUCUUCUCAAACCGUGAGGGUCUCAUGAUUGACAACAUUUUGAACUAUGAGGUUGUUAUUGCCAGUGGUGAAGUUGUUAACGCAAGUGCAACUAGCAACCCUGACCUCUUUUGGGCGCUCAAGGGCGGCAAUAACAACUUUGGCGUCGUUACACAUUAUGACUUGUCUAUAUUCAAGACCACUGGUCUCUACGGCGGCCAAGUUACCUACCCUGAAACAUCCCUCGACCAGCUUGCUGAUGUUAUCUACGACUACCAUGUCCAUCAGGCGGUGGACGAUGUCAACACGCACGCCCUUCCUCAAUAUGCUUUCGAUGGCAACGCCAAUGAGACCUCUGCCACGAUCCUGGUUGCGUAUAACGAUGCGGUAGACGAGCUCCCAGAGAUCAUGCAGCCAUGGCUCAAAGUUCCACAUUCAAAGAGCACUCUCAAGAGAAGAACCUACGGUGAUCUAGCUACUGAGCUUAACGACGGAUUUCCAAAUGGACUUGUCCAGGAGCAGCGAGUGUUCACAGUAUACGCUGAUGAGCAAUUUUACAAGGAUGUCUGGUUCAAAUAUCGUCAGUGGCUCCAAAAGUAUAAAGAUGUGCCUGGAUUUUUCGGAAGCCAUGCGAAGAUGCCAAUCACUCCCCGACAAAUCGAAGAAGGAGUAAAGAAGGGUGGAAAUGCGCUCGGCUUGGAAAAGGGCCCGCAGGAUAAAACGUUGGGAAUCAUCUACUUCGGUGUGACGUUUAACAAUCCUGAAGACGCCCCCGAUGUUUUCCCUGCGCACAAAGAAUUCGUCGAGUCGAUGAUUGAGUUUGCUAAAAGCCGCAAAGUGCUUCAUCCACUUAUGUAA
Messenger RNA from Coccidioides posadasii C735 delta SOWgp, 1230 nucleotides. NCBI's taxonomy places the organism in Eukaryota, Fungi, Ascomycota, Eurotiomycetes, Onygenales, Onygenaceae. The record is from RefSeq and is a predicted model, not a curated record.